This is a messenger RNA of Umbelopsis ramanniana AG, 1359 nucleotides long. RefSeq lists its product as uncharacterized. The coding region runs from base 306 to 1250 and encodes 314 amino acids. The record is from RefSeq and is a predicted model, not a curated record. The transcript has a single exon. Lineage: Eukaryota; Fungi; Mucoromycota; Umbelopsidomycetes; Umbelopsidales; Umbelopsidaceae.
CUAGAAAUGAGAAAAACAUGACGACUUUAUAACUUCAUGGCAAAACCUUGCCCAACGUAAAAGUGUAUCAAUGGCGGGGUCUCUAAAAAGUGUUUCUAUUUCAAACUUAUCACCAAGAUAGAUUUUUCAAAAUUCUACUUAUUCUUCUACUCUUAUACGUAAAGUCCAAAGUUCCUCCUUCAGAUAUUCCCCCAUCUGAAGAACGCAAGCAAAUAGAAGCACCACCUUCCCCACCUCCUCCAAAAGAGCCCGCAAAAGCAAGAAAACAAAAACGCAGCCGAAAGCCUAAUAAUAACAACCCUCCAAUGCCUGAUAUUACCAAGUCUCUCCCUACCGAAGAAAAGCACAGAAAGCGCUCAUCAAAGGGUGAAAAGAAGAGCAAGAAGCACAGUAGUAGUGGAGGUCUACUGAAUGGAACGGUGGAUUCUGUUAAGAAAGAAGCCAAGCGUGGGGUAGAUAGUGCUACCAAGAAAUCCCAAAAUGCGGUUCCUAACCAAGUUUCCGACACUGUCGAGCAAACCAAAGACAAGGUGUCUGAAGGCAAGGAUCAGCUUGAGAAGACCACCAAGGAUCAAGCCAAGCAACUCGGCAUUCCUGAACACUUUUUGUCAACUGACUUCAUGCAAGAAGCUGGCUUUGACGAUAAUGAUGCUAGAAAGCUGAUGAAAGCUAUUAUGGAGUACAACCAAAAGUCCAUGAUGUCGUCUGACUCUGAAGCAGAGCAAGACAACACUGCUGAUGAACCACAGUCUCAAGGCAAUCCGUUGUCUCAAGAAAAGCCACAACCUAAUGGGGCUCAAACCCCACAAACAGAAAAACCUUCUACGCCCAAGGAAGAAGUCUCACAGCCCGAAAAUGGCUCCAUGGGUGGUCUCCUUGAAAACAACGUGAAAGUUGAGCCCAAGGCCCCUGAAGCUCUUUUGAAAGACCUGGUUGGCAAGUCUGUAGAUAAGAAUGGAAACGUUCAUGGUGAUGAUGGAAAACUCAUGGGCAAAGUCACUGGUGAUAUCACCGACGUUGAGGGAAAAAAGGUCAACGAAGCAGGUGAUGUUGUUGACGAAGAUGGCAAGGUGUUUGGCAAAAUCAAGCCGGUUGACCCCACUGAAGUCGCCGGCAUCAACGUUACCCAAGAUGAAAACGGCCAAUCUGGAAAUAUCUGUCUUCGCCACGGUGACAGCGAUCUCAUUAUUAAGGUCGAUGCUACUAAGACCGGAAUUUCUUUCUCCAUCCACAUCCCUCGUCCCCAGUAAAUCCCCUCUCCUCUGUAUACUUAUUUUUCUACCCAUCUUUCUGUAAUUUUCCUACAAUGUACUUCAAGUUGAAUAAAAAUUAACAAAUUGAUUUAACAAGUAACCCGGC